Symbiodinium necroappetens is the source of this 1539-nucleotide messenger RNA. The record is from the annotation of a GenBank genome assembly. Lineage: Eukaryota; Dinophyceae; Suessiales; Symbiodiniaceae.
AUGGCGCGGAUUUGCCCUUGCCGUCGUGGCGUCGGUUGCAAGCGCACGCUCCAGGUACAUAUCGAUCCCCUAGCGCGUCGACAGGUCGCCUUCGAGUACAUGAACCGUGUCAUGAUUUGGAACGGUCUUUCCGAGUUUCUUCUGACGGUCAUGCCGCUGGUGAAUGUGUCGCGGCUGCGGCGAUCCAUCACAAGGCGGCUCCUGCCAAAGGCGUCGACGCAUGCGGAUGCAGCAAGGGCCGAACUGUGUUGUGGAUUCUGUGGAGCAUCACCGAUGACGGUGCCAACGCGGACAAACUGCAACCAUGUGUUCUGCUACUACUGUGUUGCGAGCGAGCUGAUGGAGCAACCAAAGGCUUUGGCAUGCCCGCACUGCGGGGAGCAGAUCGAGAAGUUGAGGCGUGGAGGCAUUAUGUGCGAGGGCAUCGUGAAGAAAAGUGAGCUCGUCCUUUGGAAUGGUAGUCAGGCGAGCCAGGUGGAGAGCUGUGCAAUCUGCCGUGAGGCCUUUCAAGUCGGCGUGGACAUUUGCAGAGUUCUGGAUUGCGCACACAUCUUCCAUGCCAAGUGCAUUGACAUGUGGUUUGUGAAGGCAUCCUCCUGCCCGCUGUGUAAGAAUGACCUGAAGCUGUGUGGCAGGAACAGUGCCUCUCAACGUUCUCUGGGCAGGUCCUCGCAGACGUCGUCCAACAUGUCCCUGGGCUCUGCGUCCCUGCGCUCGGGGCAGAUUUUAGUUGGCCACUCCAACUCUGAUCCGGCCUUGCUGCGGGCUUUGCACCCGGAGGGCCUGGGUCUCCUGCGGCGCAGUUCGCCGCCACCAACUCCGGACCGCCAUGCUGGCAGCGCGCCUUCCUUGGCGAUCACGUCGGACAGGUCCAUGGAGGUGAUCUCCAUCUCCCGCUCCGAGCGCUCCAUUGCGUUGCUGUCGGAGAGCUCGUCAGGCUUGCUGCCUGCUGUGCAAGAGGGCUCCGAAGAGACCAGGAUGGCACUGGAAGGAUCCACGCCACCAUCGCCCCGCAAUGCCGACCUUCGGCAAACCUCUCACGGGAGCCGGAUGCUGCAGUUUCAGCUGCCAGAAGGGGGCUCCGCUGCCUCCACAGCGCGGGGGCCGCCUUCCUCGAGGCUCUCUGCAGGGGAUCCGUCGCAGGAGGAGGUUGGCGAGGAAGACCAGGAGGCCCUUCAGAAGCCGACCUGGCUGGCCGACCCCCAGAUGCUGGAUGGGCGGCAGGGCGAGGCGGUGAGACCUCCCGUUUUUUCGCCACAGCGGCUGCAACAAAGGCUGGAGGUGCACCAGUUCAUGUCGCCACAGCAACCAGCUGCGGGCCAUGCCUGGUCAUUGACGUGGCUAGGAUUGCGAUUUAUCGAGUCAUGCUUGCAGCUGCCGGCAUCCGUGUCGCAGUGCCGGCUGCAGGUCGAGGCGCCGAAAGAGCGCCUUUGUGCGCCUUGGUGGCACUUGAUGCGAGGCCAUUUCCAGCCCUCCAGUACCAGUCGCGCCAUCGUUGCAUCCAUGGGUGGAGGUGUACUCCCUGCUGUCGCUGCUUGA